Messenger RNA from Staurois parvus, 1077 nucleotides. The record is from the annotation of a GenBank genome assembly. Lineage: Eukaryota; Metazoa; Chordata; Amphibia; Anura; Ranidae.
UUUGUUGUAGAACUCGCCCCGGGAAGAGUCUGUGUGCUCCCCUCCCCCACCGAGGAGCAGGGGAGAAUGAAUCAGCCCAGAGGAGAUAAGAAGAAGAAGAACCCAGGACUGCCCAAACUUAAAGUUUUCGAAGAACCAAAGACCAGCCCACCCACGCCACCUCGGGACUUGGACUCCAGGGCAUGCGUUCUAAUAGGAGAGAAGAACUUUGAAGUAAAAGCAGAUGACCUGUUACCGAUCGAGGAGCUGGGCCGCGGGGCGUACGGCGUGGUGGAGAAGAUGCGCCAUGUGCCCAGUGAACAGAUCAUGGCAGUGAAGCGUAUUCGAGCCACUGUGAACAGCCAGGAACAGAAGCGACUGCUGAUGGACCUCGAUAUCUCAAUGCGCACAGUUGAUUGUCCCUUCACUGUCACGUUCUAUGGAGCAUUAUUCCGAGAGGGUGAUGUGUGGAUCUGUAUGGAGCUGAUGGACACGUCACUGGACAAGUUCUACAAACACGUCAUAGACAAAGACUUGACCAUCCCGGAGGACAUUCUGGGCAAAAUAGCCGUUUCUAUUGUUAGAGCAUUAGAACAUCUACAUAGUAAACUCUCUGUCAUUCAUAGAGAUGUAAAACCUUCUAAUGUGCUCAUCAACAAGCAGGGCCAGGUGAAGAUGUGCGACUUCGGGAUCAGCGGAUAUUUAGUCGAUUCUGUAGCCAAAACAAUGGACGCUGGCUGCAAGCCGUACAUGGCUCCGGAAAGGAUAAACCCCGAGCUGAACCAGAAAGGAUACAGUGUGAAGUCUGAUAUUUGGAGCCUUGGAAUCACUAUGAUCGAGCUCGCUAUCCUGCGGUUCCCGUACGACUCGUGGGGGACUCCGUUCCAGCAGCUGAAGCAGGUGGUCGAGGAGCCGUCGCCACAGUUGCCUGCAGAAAAGUUCUCCGCCGAUUUCGUCGAUUUUACCUCAAAAUGCUUGAAGAAGAAUUCCAAAGAGCGUCCAACUUACGCAGAGCUUAUGCAACACCCGUUUUUCACGCUGCACGAAUCGAAGAACACUGACGUGGCGUCCUUCGUCAAACUCAUUCUGGGAGAAUAA